Rasamsonia emersonii CBS 393.64 is the source of this 735-nucleotide messenger RNA. RefSeq names its product Ras small monomeric GTPase RasB. The transcript has 2 exons. The coding region runs from base 1 to 735 and encodes 244 amino acids. NCBI's taxonomy places the organism in Eukaryota, Fungi, Ascomycota, Eurotiomycetes, Eurotiales, Trichocomaceae. Gene Ontology annotation, biological process: signal transduction. Gene Ontology annotation, molecular function: GTPase activity; GTP binding; GDP binding. The record is from RefSeq and is a predicted model, not a curated record. Gene Ontology annotation, cellular component: plasma membrane.
AUGUCGGGGAAAAUGACAUUAUACAAGUUGGUGGUGUUGGGGGAUGGAGGUGUCGGAAAAACCGCUCUCACGAUUCAGCUCUGUUUGAACCAUUUCGUUGAGACGUACGAUCCCACCAUCGAAGAUUCAUACCGAAAGCAAGUUGUCAUCGACCAACAAUCCUGUAUGCUCGAGGUUUUGGACACGGCCGGUCAGGAGGAGUACACUGCCUUGAGGGACCAGUGGAUUCGGGAUGGAGAGGGCUUCGUGCUCGUCUACAGUAUCACUUCUCGCGCUUCGUUCAGUCGCAUAACCAAGUUCUACAACCAGAUCCAAAUGGUCAAGGAGUCCGCCAAUUCGGGAUCCCCUACCGGCGGUGGUUACCUGGGAUCGCCUAUGAAUUCCCCGACGGGCCAUAAACCGCUUCCUGUUCCCGUAAUGUUGGUCGGAAACAAGAGUGAUAAAGUAAUGGAACGGGCUGUCUCCGCUCAGGAAGGGUCCGCUCUGGCGAAAGAGCUCGGGUGCGAGUUUGUUGAAGCAUCUGCAAAGAACUGCAUCAACGUGGAGAAAGCUUUUUACGACGUGGUGCGAUUGCUGCGGCAACAGCGACAACAGCAGCAGGGCGGUCGAGUACAGGACCGACGAACCACCGGGUUUGGAUCUGGUCAGCGCGAUGCGAAUGCAGAAUUCCCCAAGUCUUUCCGCCCUGAUCGGUCCCGAUCACACCGGGGUGGCCUGAAAUGUAUCGUUUUGUGA